CCAUUCCCAAAUCGAGCCUGGCAUCUCCAUCUCCCUCUCCCCCAACCUUCUUCUCCACCUCUGGCCGUCGCCGUGGCCAGGCCGGCGUGGCGGCGCGCCACCGCGCCCUCCGUCCACCAGCACCUCCAUACACUACCACCCAUCCACUCCAUCACUACCUCGCGCCGCUGCACCAUCCAUCAGCGCCACCCCUUCACCAUCAUUGCUCGCGCGCCCUACCAGACCAGGGGUCUGGUGCCCCGCGCGACCUUGCCUUCUGCUGCUUCCUUCUUCUUCCCCUGCCUCGCUGCUACCCUUCUUCUUCCCCUCGCUGCUCCUCCACCUCUCUUCUCCUCCUUCAAUCCCUUUGCAGCUUUGCUGCUGCUCGUCUCCUACUGCGCCCCCUUGCUGAUCUCCACUCCUCCUGCUACUCCUUUUCCCGUGAUCUGUUGCUGCUCCCUCUCCCACGAACCUUCUGUUGCUGCUCUCUCUUUUCUCUGCCUUGCUGCUGCUGUCCUCAACUUGCUUCUGCUGCUCUCUUCUUGCCCACGCCUCUUGCUGCUGUCUACUUUUCUGAACCAGAAAACUGCUGCUGCUUCUCUCCUCACGCCCCCUACUACUGCUCCUUUCCCAACCUUGCUGCUCUCUCUCUCUCUCAAAUUUCUGUAACCUUCAGAAGUGUAAUAAUCAGUACUAUGUAAUGUUCAGUUUUGAUAAGUGUAAUAUCCUACUGUUUGGUUCAGUUUCAAAGUUCAAUAUAAAUGCUUGAUUAGUAUGUCCUAACUAGUUGAUACCUUAUCACUUUGAGAAGUAUUUGACCUGUCAUACUCUGUUUAGUGAAAUAGCAAUCUUCAUAUGUAUGUGGUGUCCUGUGAUAUAUACAUAUAUGUCUGUGUUGUUUGUGAUGUGAUGCAUAUAUUCUGUCCUACAAGCUUGCUUCAUCCCUCUGUUCAUGUUUGAUAGUUAUAUGCGUGUCCUUGUCAUGUUAUGUUCAUGUCCUUUAUCUUCUCUUGUCAUUGAUGUAUGCUCAUAUUAGUAUUUUAACUUCUCAAGCAUUACGAAAAUACCAAAAAGUAACUUAGUAAAAUCUGAAUUUACUUUUUCUUAUCGGCAUUUUCUUUGGCGAUAAUCUAAGAUAGUAUAGGUUUAUUUCCCUGCAUCAUCACUUGAAUUGUCUUACCUAGCUUUAGUCGCACCUAGCCGCUAAUCGCCUAGUCCCUGUGGAGAACACGACACUUGCACUUUGGGCGUAAAACCCCACUGUACUUACAAUUGAUCAUUUUGGCGCCGUUGCCGGGGACUAGCGUCGAGCGAUUGUGUUAGGCUAUAGACUAGGUUUAGUUUAUUUCAUCGUUUAAUUCACUCUGUAUUUCUUUUUCAGUGUUUCUUUUUUUCCUUGGUGUUGCUUCGGCUUAUGAUGAUACUAAUCUUCUGACUAGUGUUUGCUGUUUAUGAGCGUGUGUAGGAAAUCAUAAAUCUUUGCAGGUUGUUCUAUAGUUACACUCGGUUAAGAUGGCAUUGCUUCGUGAUCUUUGGAUGCCCAAAAGUCAAUGCUAUAUCACAGGACCAGUUUGGCCAACUAUUGAGGCAGAGAACUUCAAGCUGAAACCUAGUCUUAUUGCUUUGGUUCAACAAUGUUAGUUUGGAGGACGGCCUACUGAGGAUCCCUAUGAGCACUUACACCGAGUCAUGGAGUAUUCAGAUACAGUCAAGUACCACAGAGUUCCUCAAGAUGCAAUCAUGUGCAGGUUGUUUACAUUCUCUCUCUGUGAUGAUGCUCGUGCUUGGUACCGAUCCUUGCCAUCAAGGUCAUACAGUUGGAUUGAGAUAUCACAAGCAUUCUUGGAUAAAUAUUUCUCACUACACAAGCAGUCCGUGAUUCGAGAUGAUAUCUUCAACUUUGUUCAGCGUGAAGGUGAGAGUUUGUAUGAUGCUUGGGAGAGGUACAAUGCCUUGUUCAGGAGAUGUCCUAAUCAUGGGAUCGAGAGAUGGUUAGAGCUGCAGAUAUUCUAUAGAGGAUUGACUUCGGACACUCGCGAUUACAUUGAUAUGGCAGCGGGUGGAGCUAUUACAAACAAGACACUUGAUGAUGCUUUUCUGCUGAUUGAGAGCAUAGCUUUCCACCAACUUCAGUGGUAGAAUAAGAAGCCCACGUCUGAUUCAUUGGUUUGCUUGCAACAAAUCACUUCAUCUAAGCAAGAAUCUCUUACACAAAAGCCAGAACCAGUUUCUCCGUGUGACAAGAUUGAGCUUUCAUGGAUUAUCUUUGAUGAUGAUGACACCAUCCUAGUUGACACACACACUUCAGAUCAUAUGGAUACUAGCAUUCUAGAUUCAGUUUUGCAUUGUGAUGAUUCUUCGGUGGAUGAACCAGAGCUACAGUUAGUUACUUUUGAUAUUGAGGAGACACCUUUAGUUGAUAUUGAUCAUGUGCUGCUAGAGCUAGAUAUGGAAAAGUUCGCCUUCGAUGAUGUUAGCCGCAUUGAUUCCUCAACACUUGAGCCUGAGAUGGAGAGCUUCAUGGUUGAUUAUGGUGAGGUGGAUUCAGAUGUCAAGGAGCCAAGCUCCACUAUUUCACUUGUUGCCACGAGUCCGGUGGAAAUUUCUACUACCACACCUCACUUGGUAUCUUCAAUUGAGGUAGUCCUGAAGCUUCUUCCUAACUAUCUCAGGUAUGAUCGCUACUUUCUCAAAAAGACAUGCCAUAUCAUGGAUACUGCCUAUGCACCAUGCAAUUUGUUGAUGAUAUCUAUUUAUCAUAUGCUCAAUAGAUAUGCUUAUGUGAUAGGAUACUCUAUUGAUGACUUAGAGGGCAUUGUCCCUACACUUGUAUUGGCUUGUUUGUUGAGUUUUCUUUCAGGUUUACGCUUGUAUACCAUUCAUUGCGAGCUGACCAAGUUCGAGAUGACAUCCCAUGGGAUCCUGGUGGAUUCACGGCAUGGUGAUGAGGAGAAGCAAUGGGCACACGUGAAGAAGAGUGAAGAUGGAGCAGGCAUGAGGAUAGAGAAGCAAAAAGAGAAGAGCUGCAGUUUAGAGGGUGUCGAGCGAGUGCCACAUCAAAGCCCGAAAAGUGCGCAAAGGCACUAUAAUCAUCAAGAUUCCGAAUACAUGGCUAACCAGAAGAGAGAAGGGCAUGAAAGAAAUAUGUCAAGGACUUCAGUGAGAAGAAAAGAAGUAUCUAGGGGAGCAAACUAAAAGAAGAAGGGGAUCUUCUUGGGAAGAAAUGAAUAGAAGAGGAGGGCCAAAUCAUAAAAGUGGCAGAUCAGAUGGGGAUCAAAAUCCCUAGAUGCAUCCAUUCCCAAAUCGAGCCUGGCAUCUCCAUCUCCCUCUCCCCCAACCUUCUCCACCUCUGGCCGUCGCCGCGGCCAGGCCGGCGUGGCAGCGCGCCACCGCUCCACCGCGCCCUCCGUCCACCAGCACCUCCAUACACCACCAUCCAUCCACUCCAUCACCACCUCGCGCCGCUGCACCAUCCAUCAGCGCCACCCCUUCACCAUCAUCGCUCGUGCGCCCUACCAGACCAGGGGUCUGGUGCCCCGCGCGACCUUGCCUUCUGCCGCUGCCUUCUUCUUCCCCUGCCUUGCUGCUGCCCUUCUUCUUCCCCUUGCUGCUCCUCCACCUCUCUUCUCCUCCUUCAAUCCCUUUACUGUUGCUCUUCUCCUACUUCGCCCCCUUGCUGAUCUCCACUCCUCCUGCUACUCCUUUUCCCGUGAUCUGCUGCUGCUCCCUCUCCCAGGAACCUUCUGUUGCUGCUCUCUCUUUUCUCUGCCUUGCUGCUGCUGUCCUCAACUUGCUUCUGCUGCUCUCUUCUUGCCCACGCCUCUUGCUGUUGUCUUCUUUUCUGAACCAGAAAACUUCUGCUGCUUCUCUCCUCACACCCCUACCGCUGCUCCUUUCCCAACCUUGCUGCUCUCUCUCUCUCUCUCAAAUUUCUGUAACCUUCAGAAGUGUAAUAAUCAGUACUAUGUAAUGUUCAGUUUUGAUAAGUGUAAUAUCCUACUGUUUGGUUCAGUUUCGAAGUUCAAUAUAAAUGCUUGAUUAGUAUGUCCUAACUAGUUGAUACCUUAUCACUUUGAGAAGUAUUAAUAUAAAUGCUUGAUUAGUAUGUCCUAA
Molecule: messenger RNA, 4092 nt
Organism: Triticum aestivum (bread wheat)
Lineage: Eukaryota; Viridiplantae; Streptophyta; Magnoliopsida; Poales; Poaceae
Exons: 2
Coding region: 2293-3174 (293 amino acids)
Source: RefSeq, a predicted model, not a curated record